Molecule: messenger RNA, 1620 nt
Organism: Zymoseptoria tritici IPO323
Lineage: Eukaryota; Fungi; Ascomycota; Dothideomycetes; Mycosphaerellales; Mycosphaerellaceae
Exons: 1
Coding region: 172-1620 (482 amino acids)
Biological process (GO): tRNA splicing, via endonucleolytic cleavage and ligation
Cellular component (GO): mRNA cleavage factor complex; nucleus
Molecular function (GO): polynucleotide 5'-hydroxyl-kinase activity
Source: RefSeq, a predicted model, not a curated record
CGUUCGAAGCCACAGCAUCAAUUUCUGCCAAUGAGGUGAACUAGUCAGCCGCUUCUCACCACAUCAUCGAGGAUCGGGGAUACUUACACAAGGCCAUUGGAGAGACCGUUCAAUCUAUUUCCCGGAGCGUGCAAUUAUCCCUUCGUUUCUCACUUCCGGACCGUAUAUACCAUGGCUCUCCCAGGACUGUCUCUCCCAGGCUUGAAUCUCCCACAGACAUCCUCCACCCCCUUGGCCGAUUCAAAAAACACCAUACAAGCAUCAAGAUUAGAGGACCUACCAUCGCGGACAGAAUGGCGAUUCGAGGUAGCGUUCUCUCAACACUACAGCAUCAAGCUGGAGUCCGGCCAUGCGGAAAUGUUUGGUGUUGAGCUCGCCCUCAAACAAGUCUACACGUUCUCCGGAUUCAAGGGCGCAAUCUUCACAUGGCAAGGCUGUCAGCUCGAGGUGACGGGAAAUGCAGAGAGUGAAUACAUUGGACAAGAAACCGACUACGCAGUGGAGUGGCUCAAUGUGCACGGCAUGCUUGAUACGCUUCGAUCACAGAACCCAACAGAUGGCCCAAGAGUGCUUGUGGUCGGCCCUGACUUUGUUGGCAAGACCAGUCUGGUGCGAACUCUUGCAGCGUGGGAGGCACGCAGCGGAUACACGCCCACAGUGCUGAAUCUUGAUCCUCGAGAAGGCAUUCUGGCACCUCCGAGUAGUCUGACAGCGGUCACUGUUGAUUCGCAGUUGGAAGUAGAUAGUGGAUAUGGCAUUCCGUCUUCGUCGGGCCCCACACUUUCACCUGUGAGAACGCCGCUGAUCUAUCACUUUCCCUACGCUUCUCCACUCGAAAAGCCUGAAGUCUACAAAGCAGUAGUCACUCGGAUGGCGCUCAGUGUGAUGAACAAGUUGGAGGAAAAUCAGGCGACAAAACGGGGUGGCAUCAUUGUCGACACACCGGGCACACUGAAUGAUCCACGGAGCAACUACGACCUCAUUGCCCAUCUUGUCUCUGAGCUCAGCAUCACCAUCAUUCUGACGCUGGGCUCAGAACGACUAUCAAGCGACAUGACCAGACGCUUCGGCGGGAACAAAUCUCCAGAUGAGCUCGUCACCGUCCUUCGGGUGGCCAAACCAGGCGGAGCAGUCGAGCGAGACCACGACUUCAUGAAGCAGCUCAACCGCGAACAAACACGCCAAUACUUCUUCGGGCCUGGCAACACGCUGAAUCCACACUCGCACUCUGCAUCUUUCGCUGACCUCGACCUCUUCCGCGCCAAGUCUGCUUCAGUAGCAGCGUCUGAGGACCAUGGAUUCGCGCCAGGAGAUGAGAACGAUGAUGACUUUGAUGUUCCUUAUGCGAGCAAGCCAAGCGGAGGUCAGUAUGCAACGUUCGAGAAGACGACACCGACGGCAGCCAUGACGGGGAGUUUGGUCGCGAUCAAGUUCUGCCCUGGUAGUAGUGAGGAGCACGUGGUCAGGGACAGUGCGGUCAUGGGAUUUCUGUAUGUCGCAGAUGUUGAUGAAGUGCGGAAAAAGGUCCGAUUUCUGGCGCCGCAUCCUCAGAGAUGGGGUGAUCGGGCGCUCGUUUGGGGACAUGGAUGGCCGGAAGCUGUGGCGGAUUUGGUGGCUUGA